GUUCAGUCUGCUCUCUCUCGAUGAGUGCAGAGAUGAGGAGGAGGUUCUAGAGGAGUCACUCCUCCAUGGGCUGGAUCUGGAUGCUGAUGUGCUGCCGAUCAAACUCUCCAACACUAGAACUUUCUCUCAACAACAAAACAUUUACUGAGGCCGAGCGGGUUAACAUGCUUCACCCGUGAGCACCCGACUCUCACUUCCCCUUCAUUUCUAUUUAUUUGUCAGAUUGACUCAACAGGUGACUUCGUGAUGCCGAGCCAGACUCUGCGCCCGCGCCUCUGCGUCCUGGAGAAGAGCGAGAACGGGUACGGCUUCCACCUGCACGGAGAGAAGGGCAAGAGCGGCCAGUUCAUCCGCCUGGUGGAGCCCGACUCCCCCGCCGAGCUGUCCGGUCUGCGCGCGGGCGACAGACUGGUGUUCGUCAACGGAGAGCGCGUGGAGAGCGACAGCCACCGGCAGGUCGUGGAGAGGAUACGCGCGAGCGCCGCGAGCCUGGAGCUUGUAGUGGUGGACGCCGAAACCGACCAGCUGCUGAAGAAACACGAGCUCAAGUGCUUGAAGGAGUUUGUCACGGAGGGCAUCCCGGUGCCCGAGUGCGGUGAUGAUGAUGAGAUCAGCGACGAGAUGAUGCGGGACGACACGCCGCCGCCGCCGCCGCCGCCGCCGCCGCCACCGGAGAGGAACCGAGACAUCAUCCCCGUUCACAUUCCCGCGGUGGAGAAACUCAGGACAUCCGUGAGCUCGGAGACGGACCUGAAGACCCAGCUCAGGCCCCGGCUAUGUGUCAUCGAGAAAGGCCCCAAUGGCUUCGGCUUUAACCUGCACAGUGAGAAGUCCAGACCCGGCCAGUACAUCAGCGCUAUAGAUGACGACUCUCCAGCACAGAGAUCCGGCCUGAGGCCCAAAGACAGGAUCAUACAGGUCAGCGGGGUUUCGGUGGAGGGGAAGCAGCACGCUGAGGUGGUGGCCGCUAUUAAAGCCGGGGGUGACAGCACGACACUCUUGGUCGUAGAUCCAGACACCGAUGCGUUCUUCAAGAAGUGUCGAGUGACGCCCACUGCAGAACACCUCACAGGAGCGCUGCCUGAACCUGUGGUCAACGGAGACAUGGAGGACAAGGUUAACGGAAAUGUGGCCAAAGAGGUGGAGCUGAAGGACUCGAAGAUAUCAAUCAGUCCGUCUCCAUCCAACGCAUCCUCCACCGCCUCCCUCACGACUCCGCCCACUGGGACUCCGCCCCCUGAGACUCUGGAGCCGUCCAUCAUAGCUGCCAUCCCAGAGCUCAAUCUGUCCCUGCAGCAGGUGAAAGAGCGCGCCCACCAGAAACGCUCCAGUAAGAGAGCUCCCCCCAUGGACUGGAACAAGAAAAAUGAACUCUUCAGUAACCUAUAGACCUCCGAUCAUCCAUCCGUCAGCUCUGUUUAAGACUUGAUAAAACAGAGCAGAUCUUAGAAUGAAGUUAAAGUCAUCAAUGAAGUAGGCUCACUAUGAAGUAUGCACAGUGUGUAUAUGUACACACAGAUUUAUAUCUAUAUGAAUUAUGUAUAUGAAUUACUAACAGAUUAUAUUAGGCUGCAUCUGCUGUGGGGAAAAUGCAAUGUAACAUUCUACAACUGUGAUGUAUUACAAUCAUUGGCUGUGUUCAGAAUGGAGUACUAACUUACUGUAAUAUUACUGCUCCCUGUAUAGAGUCGAGUGAAACACAAGCAGGAAUGCUGUUGUGCACACAGUGCUAUGUUAUACUGUCGUCACAUAAAAAUUACUUUGCAUGUUUAAUUUAAUGAGCAGCAUAUCAGUUAUCAUCAAAUUAAUUCAGUUUUGUGUAAAUAUGUUAUGGUUUUUUUUGGGGGUUUUUUUUGUAGGGUUUGGCAGUUUGAUUAAACAGCAGGUAAAAGCUCGUGCCUGUAGUUUCAGUUCAUUCAAAAUGGAAAGCCAAGUCACACUGCAUUGUGGGAUACAUUACUUCAGCAUCUUAACAAACUGUGUACAAUAUACAUUACAUAGUAAUAUUAUGUUAGUAUGCUAUUGCCUAUUCUGAACAGAGCCAUGUGACAGAUCCUAAUCGAGCAUAUGUUUGUCAUUGAGCAGAUUUGAUUCUGCUGUGUUUGUGCGUUCAAGGAGUUUUGUUUCUAGCUGGAUUUCUGACUGAUUUUGUGUAAGCAGCUCUCAGUCUUAUUUCUUGACCACUUCUGUUGGGAAUCGUUUCAUUGUUUUAUAAUGAAGGACCACAUGAAGAGUGGAUAGAAGUGAAUCCUGAACUCCUGACUAUCAGCCAAUGAGUGUGUUUGAUGAUUUUAAAUGACUGAACGUCUGUAGAAAUCACACUUUCUGUUAUAAACAGAUAGAGUGGUGCCCAAAAUUCUGAGAUUUCCACACUGAAAUCUAAUCCACAAUCAAUAUCUGGUUUUCUUUGACACCUGCUAUAUAUUUUUUUCUAUGCAGUGAGUUGAGCACUUAAGUUUUGACAUGGCUUCCAUAAUCUGCACUUCUGAUCACUGCAGUGUCAUGUCCUACUGUAUAUGUGUGCACAAGUGAAUGUUAUUUCUAUAUGUAACAACACAGAUUUUUAUUUUUUUUCACUUUUUGCAGUUAUUGCAAAACCACUGCAUUUCUGCAAUGCUUUAUACAUAUAAUGUUAAAUGGUCACAAAUGAUUCCAUGAAGUCAAAGUCCUCUUUCUUGCCACUGUAUUCGAUGGAUGACAUAACACGGCUUUAUCCACCCUUUCCUGCCAUAAUUAGCGUCUCUUCUCCAAAGUUGGUUCUAAGUGUCUUCUGGAUGAGGUCUUUCAGCUCCUUUAGUUUCAUCUCACUCACUUAAUUUUUUUUCUAUAUCACCUGUUUGCUGCUCGUUCAACACAGGAACAUCUGCAUCCAGCUUCACUUCUACAAUGAACUGGGCAUCCACAUCGUCUUUACAGUAGCUCCCAUUUUUCCAUCAUCAUUAGCUUCCUAACACUAGCUGUCUCUGGGUUCCUCUUCAGACAGUAUUGUGCACAUCCUAAAAACAUUGUUGGCAAGCUGGGAGAAUUGGCAUUUUGCUGCUGUUCUGUUGACUUUAAGGAUACAGCUAAAGUUAUGCUUUUCACUUCUUUAUACUACAGCAAAUAAGAUAUUUUAAAUCACUGUGUAACUAAACCUUACAAAUAAAUACAAUCACUACUAAAAA
Molecule: messenger RNA, 3164 nt
Organism: Carassius gibelio (silver crucian carp)
Lineage: Eukaryota; Metazoa; Chordata; Actinopteri; Cypriniformes; Cyprinidae
Product: Na(+)/H(+) exchange regulatory cofactor NHE-RF1
Exons: 6
Coding region: 247-1389 (380 amino acids)
Biological process (GO): protein localization to plasma membrane
Cellular component (GO): apical plasma membrane
Molecular function (GO): signaling receptor binding; protein-membrane adaptor activity
Source: RefSeq, a predicted model, not a curated record